Messenger RNA from Syngnathoides biaculeatus (alligator pipefish), 1055 nucleotides. It is a transcript of the gene smn1, whose product is annotated as survival of motor neuron 1, telomeric. The coding region runs from base 94 to 939 and encodes 281 amino acids. Gene Ontology annotation, molecular function: RNA binding. Lineage: Eukaryota; Metazoa; Chordata; Actinopteri; Syngnathiformes; Syngnathidae. The transcript has 8 exons. The record is from RefSeq and is a predicted model, not a curated record. Gene Ontology annotation, cellular component: nucleus; cytoplasm. Gene Ontology annotation, biological process: mRNA processing.
AUAUACGUCACAGCGCCUGAAUUGCAUCACAUACUUGACGCGUGUGGCUUGUUAGCUGUUUAGCACGUCGUUGUCAAUUUAUCUUAUUUUCUUAUGGCGAAUGGUUGCAAGGAUGUGCUCUUCAUGCGGGGCACCGGACAGAGUGACGACUCUGAUAUUUGGGAUGACACCGCCUUGAUAAAAGCCUACGACAAGGCUGUCGCAUCAUUUAAGAGUGCCCUUAAAGGGGAAGACGACCCGCAAGCUACACUCGAAAGCUGCCCUGGGAAGAAGCGGAAGAAUAAUAAAAAGAAAAACACAAGGAAAAGAAUCAAUGCACCUACAGAUAAAGAGUGGCAGGUGGGGGAUUCUUGCUAUGCUUAUUGGUCUGAAGAUGGUCAACUCUAUUCAGCUACCAUCUCCUCUGUGGACAAGAACAGCGGCACAUGCGUCGUCGUUUACACAGACUAUGGCAACGAGGAAGAGAAGAACCUCGAAGAUCUGCUCUCGGAGAUUUCUGAGGCUGAUGACGAAACUAAGACGACGACACAGGAGGUAGAGUCUUCCACAGAGGAAAGCGACAGGUCAGCAGAACCAAGCCAGCGCAAACAGCAGCCGCACAGCAAAAGCCCAAAGGCCAAAUUCCACAAGGUUCCUCCCCCUAUGUGGGCUCCAGGAUUCCCUCCUCCUUGCCCACCUCCCAUGCCACCAUUCAGACAGUGUGGAAAAAGGCAGCAUGGUGGUCAUGGGCACGUACCUCCCCCUUUCCAUCCCAUGAUGCGAUUCGGCCCACCAAUGAUCCCUCCACCUCCACCAAUGAGUCCUGACAUGGGAGAUGACGAGGCCAUGGGGAGCAUGCUCAUUUCCUGGUACAUGAGUGGUUACCACACGGGCUACUACUUGGGGUUGAGACAAGGUCGCAACGACGCUGCCAAAUGGACCAAGCCAAACCACAAAUAAAAGGAUUUUUUUUUUUUUUAACAGAAGUGGCAUUGUACUUCUAUUUGUGAACGUUCACUGAGGGAAGACAGUUUUGUAUGUUCUGUAAAUAGCUUUAAUAAAGGAUAAGAAGUAUA